This is a messenger RNA of Talpa occidentalis (Iberian mole), 804 nucleotides long. Its product is annotated as GTPase IMAP family member 3-like. Lineage: Eukaryota; Metazoa; Chordata; Mammalia; Eulipotyphla; Talpidae. The record is from RefSeq and is a predicted model, not a curated record. Gene Ontology annotation, molecular function: GTP binding.
AUGGAAGAAGGGCUUCAGGACGGAGAAGGAGGAGGAGAGUGCUCAGGGCCAGGGCAGGCCCCGCUGAGGAUCGUGCUGGUGGGCAAGACGGGCUGCGGGAAAAGCGCCACCGGGAACAGCAUCCUCCACUGGCAGGUGUUCGAGUCCCGGCUGGGGGCCCAGGCCGUGACCAGGAGGUGCCAGAGGGAGGCGGGCACCUGGAACGGGAGGAGCCUCCUGGUGGUCGACACGCCCCCCAUCUUUGAGGCAGAGGCUCAGACAAGGGAGAUAGCCCAGGACGUCGGGGACUGCUACCUGCUGUCCAUCCCCGGGCCCCACGCGCAGCUGCUGGUGACCCAGCUGGGCCGCUUCACGGAGCAGGACACGCAGGCCGCGAGGAAGGUGAAGGAGGUCUUCGGGGCAGAAGCCAUGAGACACGCGAUUGUCCUGUUCACCCACAAGGAGGACCUUGGCGACGGGUCCCUGCACGAUUACGUGGCCGAUACAGACAACCAGAGCCUGCGGGCGCUGGUCCGGGAGUGCGGGAGGCGCUACUGUGGCUUCAACAUGGGCACGGGGGAGGAGCAGAGGGUGCAGCUGGGGGAGCUGAUGGUCCUGGUGGCGCAGCUGGAGAGGGAGCUGCAGGGCGCCUCCUUCCUCAAGGGCUCUGAGCCCUCCAAGGACCAGACACUCUGCAAAAAAGGGGGCCCCUCAGCCCCUCGGCCCGCGCCCUUCCUGCAGCCAGGCUCCAGGGCUGUGGCCAGGUCCCUGGGGUUCACCCUCAGACUUUUUAACAACAACCAGAGACGCCAGCUUUUCCUCUAG